Aplysia californica (California sea hare) is the source of this 1273-nucleotide messenger RNA. Its product is annotated as repetitive proline-rich cell wall protein-like. Lineage: Eukaryota; Metazoa; Mollusca; Gastropoda; Aplysiida; Aplysiidae. The record is from RefSeq and is a predicted model, not a curated record. The coding region runs from base 1 to 612 and encodes 203 amino acids. The transcript has 5 exons.
AUGACGACCCCCCACCCAGUGGUCAACCCGUACAUUCAGCCACAGUCCAGAGUGUGUCCACACGAGCGAUACACCCUCUACAGUUUCUUCUACGCCAACAAAGACUGUUAUGUCAUUUAUCCGGAUGUCCAGAAAGUGACCUAUGUGCAGUGCAGCGCCUCCCAGAACCGCGACUGCCAGGAGUGUAGCUACCACGGCGGGGUGAGCAAGUGCGAGGAGGACUACGAGUACCGCGACGUGUGGGCCUACUGCACGUACAAGCCAACGCUCACACCGGUGGUCAAGCCACAGCCCGUCUACCCAGUACCAGUCCGGCCAGUGGUUGACCCUAAACCACCUGUGUACCCUCUCCGACCUACUGUGGUAAACCCCAGGCCUCCAACCUACCCUGUCUACAACCCACCGGUCAAGGCUGUGUACCCACCACAGGGAAGGAUCACCUACCCGUAUCCAGCCACCUACAAGGACCCCUGGAACAAGGUUUACAAGCCAUACGUUUUGCAGCAAAAGCGCAGAUGGAAGAGAAGCUACCACGAGGAGCCCCAGGGGAAAAUCGAACGCAUGCCUCUGUACCUGCCCUACCAUUGUGGCUGCAAGAGAUACCACUGCUGAACCAGUCUCCAAGAUAUCCUGAUCUCCAUGACAAAAGGCACACUAUUGUACCUGCUCACAUAAUAUAGCAUCGAAUCACGGGUGAUAUGUUGAGAAGCACGUGCCUGACCAAUUCUCUGUUGCUCAUUCUUUGAAAAAGUAUUCGUUCUCAACGCGUUUCAAUUUCUCCCCUGAGCUGUAUAUCAGUUGCGAAUGUUUAUUAUCAAUGAGACAAUUAUAUUCACCUUCAUCCUCAUAAUGAAUAAUUUUCAUCAAGUCAGUUGAAAAGUUGAAUAACAAAAGGUACAUAAUAUGGUACAAUUCCACACCAAUUCGUUUUGUUAACUGCAGGAUAACUUUCCGUUAACAUGUGGAACACCCUUCAUUUCCAAAUGAAUAGUUGUACAUCAAAAGGUAGUCUACAGGUACUUUUGCGCAAAAUAAAAUUUCCGUUUGUAAUCUGCAGAAUUAUUAUUUCUCUGCUUACACCCCGAUCCGACUUUGGAUGCCUUUCUGCUGAGCAGCAAAUCUAGACAUAUCAUGUUGUUUGUUAUGUCCCACACAGUCUCUUCGUCUCACAAUCUUUUAUAACUGCUCUUGUAAACCUUUUCUUAACAAAGAGUGACAAGCAAUCGCUUUGCCAAUACUCACUGUUGAAACAAUAAAGUCUGUGCAAGCAAAC